AGCUCCAGUUUACUGCUCAGCUGCUGUAUUGGGUGGAGUCCUGUGCGCUUGACGCUCCACUGGAACAGGAGACCUGCCACAUUACGCACGGGGAGUUCGCCAAGCACGCCUGUUCCGCGAGGAGACGGGAGGGAAGAGAACUUUGAGAACAAAGCUGACGAUUUUAUGUUUUUGUUCUACGAAAAGGAAGAGUUUGUUACUCCAUCCCUGUAUACAGAGUGGAGUUUUGGGACAUUUUGAUAGUUUUCUCUGUAGCCUAUGGUUAUUUUAAGAUUAUUAUAAAGACUGUGUUUGAGGAGAUUCAAAGAUUAUUCAGAGUGAGAGCAGACACGUUCGCGGACUUUCUCUCCAAGGACUGCUCGGAAGCCACUGACCCUUCAUGAGAUACCCACGAGUCGCCUGGCAUUUGACCCGAUAACCAUGGACGUCCGAGUGCAGGCCAAUCCGAACCUCCAUUUCGGGGUCAACGGGGGUCAUGAUGUCGCUAAUAGAAACUCCCGCAGUAGACCAUUUGAGGAUAAGACGCUUCAGUUCUUAAGCCAGGAGGAGCAGGAUUGUAUCCUGUUCUUUGAGGAGACCAUCGACUCCCUUCUGACUGCCCCAGCAGUAGAUGAGCUUGAUGGGCCAGGACCCCCCAUCCUGGCAUCCGCCCCCAGCCCCGUACCACCCCGCUCAGCCUUGGACAGACACACCAGCACCAAGGACCAGGACAUCAUAGACCUGGUUCGCCCAGCACAGCCUGAUCUAGUCAACCCUAUACAGGCACCGUUCAAGUCUUCCAUGCCAGAUUUCACCCAGAAUAUGGUAAUGAACAACCCUGAGAGGCAUUUUGAUAACAAACCGAGGCGCGAGGUGAUGGAAAACUUCCCUACAGAGUGCAACCUGCCCCUUCCUGGAAAAGACCAUGCCCCCUAUGGCCACGCCCUGUACCAGCCUGUAGGCUCCGUCCCCACCCCCGUCGUCAUCGCCCAGAAGAUCGCCGAGCACCAGGGGAGCGGGGGGAACACCAACAUCCUCUCCUCCUCCCUCCUGUCCAACCACCAUAGGAACCUUGAUUUAGAGAACAUAGAGAGACCACCCACCUCCCCAGAUUAUCCAAUCAAACAGGGCCCGACCACCUCAGCCAAGCCCAACCAUUACCCCGUCAACAUCAGCAUGAUAAUGGGCAGCAACCAGCACCACAGCGAUUCGCUGGCCAGUGUGAACCUCCAGGACAGGAAGUCUCAGAUGCUGGCUAACCUAUCAGGGACGUCCCACCCUGUGGAGGCAGAGGAACUCCAUGGGCUGCAGAAGGUCCAGGUAAACCUUCCCACCCGCAGUGUGUCUUUCAGGGAUCCCACUCCAAAUAAGUCCCGGAUGGAGGCACUGUCCAAACUGGGCUUGAGCCGAAACCGCUCCCCGUCAGGGGAUUUCUCUCUUAUAAUCACCCCCAAUAGCAGCACAAACACCAAACCCGCUGCUGCCCCAAUUCCGGUUGCCACCCCUACACCCGUUCCUAUACCUACCCCUACACUGACACCCGUGAGUAAACCAGGCGUGGCCAGACAGGCAAGCCCCUUGCCACCAGUAACGGUCAACACCAACAGCUCUCACGCCAGUAUCCAUGACAACAAGCUUGCUUCUCCCCCGCCCGAAGUCUCGUCCAAGGACUUUAACAGCUACGGCGGGAAGACCAUCGUGGUGAACCCCUCGAAGGCUGCUGCUGCUGCUCCCUCCACCAGUAGCCAUGGCAGUAAGGCCCACCCAGUGACCUCUCACAGUGACUUCAACCCUUACGGGGGUAAGACUAAGGUAAUGAAACCUGCUCCUGUUACCACAACCAGGGCUGAUCCACCACAACCAGACAUCCAGAACAGGGCCAUACCUCCCCCAGCAUCCACCUCAGCCAGAGUGAUGCCUCCCCCAGCCUCCAACUUCACCCCAGCCAGAGUGAUGCCUCCGCCUGUCUCCACCCCCACCCCAGCCAGAGUGAUGCCUCCCCCAACCUCCAACUUCACCCCAGCCAGAGUGAUGCCUCCCCCAGUUUUCAACUCCACCCCAGCCAGAGUGAUGCCUCCACCAACCUCCACCUCCAUCCCAACCAAAGUAGAAACCAUGCCCUACGAGGUCAACAGCUACGGGGGGAAGACCAGAAUGGUCACCCCAUCCCACACCACACCCUCCCCCGUUACCACCCCUGACAUCCUCGCACACACUCUAGUGAGGUCCCCCAGCAAAGCUUCAUCCCCAGUGCCUUCUCAAGCCCCCAGACCUUUCCGCUACAGCACUCCCCCUAGCUCCAACAGGAUGGUGGCGUCUCCCCCGGAGCCCCGGCCGAAGUCCGCCGUCUCCAAGCCGUCCUUCCGCUCCCAAGGGAUCACUGUGCAGUUCUCUGGACGGGGAGCGACGGAUGAGUCACGCAGAGAUGCGCUCCGGAAACUGGGACUGCUGAAAGACACUUUCUAACUCUGGGAUCGCCACCUCUGUCUUCCUUCUUUCAUUGUCUCCUCUGCAUAACCUCCAUUCCGAUGCCAGGUAGACAGACGUAACUAAUGACUCCGACGUUUUUUUUCUCUGAAAGGAUGUGAGGUGUGGCAGGAAAAGAUACCUACAUUACUGUGGAAUGAAACAGGAUCCUGGUUGAAACCCGGCACACCAGGUUCUGAGCCAAUGAAUGCUGACAAACGAGUCCGACGCACCACAUGGCCUAGUUGACGAAUGAGCACGCGUACGUUUUUUUUUUUCAGAUACACACACGCGCACAUGUAUACACAAGCAUUCGUCGAACACAUACGUUCACAUGCACUCAUACCCACAAAUACAUUCACCCAACAACUCCCACACUCCCACGGAGCUGUUAUAUGCAUCAAAGGUCCGUCUCUUUAUUGUGCUCUAUUUAACUGUAAUCCUACUCAAUGUUUUACAUUGCCUCUGAACCAAGACAUAGUUUUUCCGCUACUUCACAGUAUACAUGUACCUCUAUUUUGUCUCUGGGCCAAAACAGACAAAAAACAGACCUGUGCAAAGGGGAACGCAGACAGCCGAAUGUCUUUUGGCAUUGGCACAUUUGGCAGAGACAGACGUUUUACUCCCUUUGCCUCCUUCUGAUGUCACAUACUCGGCUACCAGUGAGAAUCCUUACAUGCUCUCACUCUCCAAAGAUGGAUUUAUAUACCCUCCAAAAAUUACAUUUACUUUAUAUGACACUAUAUUGAUUGCUGCUCAGUUUGAGGCUGGUACUGCUGGUACUGAUAACGUGAACUUGAAUCAUUAUAAACUGACAUUGAAGUAACCUGAGAACUGAAGAGCCUCACAACAUAUUAUUUUGUUAACCGAUUUGAGCGUUGUUGUUGUCCAGGGAAUGAUUAUGAGUGUACAGCUCUUAUGAGCAUGAACGAGGACAGAGUUUGAAGCACUUUCCUGGUAGAAUGAGGUUGAAUUAACUUCACUCACUGAUCUAUUAGAAUGUACCUAUAUUCCCUUUUGAGGACGGUAACCAUCCUACUCAUGCAUAUUGAUUCUAUUUUACUAUAUAGGUAUUUAUGCACCCAUUGAUUUCCACUGCUGCCUUAUGGUAUGUUAAAGACAGGUCACUUGGAAGGGGCUACAUUCCUUCAGGCAAGACAAAGCUUAUAAACGUAACGAUUGAUUGACAUACCAAGCAAACUAAGCAGCAAUUAAACAUAGUUUACAUUCAUGUACCUCAUAUGCUCAGCUCUAAGGAUAUAACAUUAUUGGAAGUUCUGAAGUGACCCCAUGUGUUUAUCUCAUCAUAUGACAUUGUUGUGAGUGUAAGUUACAGAAAAGAGCACAGGCUUGAGUUUUUAGGAAAGGAGUGAUAUGUCACUACACCGCUGGCUAAAGGGUAUUUUUACUCCAUGGACAUGCCUCCCACACAAAACCACUAAAUCUGGUUUGAAAUGUAGACUUUUACUACUUUGAGGGGGAAGAAAUGUACUUAGUGAGGACUGGCAAGGGCUUGUAAUGCCCAAAACACAAACACUGAAGCCACAGAAUCCAGAAAUACUCACAAGGACCAUUUCUUUUGUUCAUGUAUGCUGCACUUGCAUUUGCAAUAUGUAAUUUAACUGUCAUCAUAACUGAUGCCUCUUGUUUCUCUCUGGACUGCAGCUAUAUUGGUACAUAACCCUGUGUGUGCGUGUGUGUGUGUGUGUGUGUGCGUGUGUGUGCGUGUGUGUGUGUGUGUGUUUGUGUGCGCGCGCGGGUGUGUCUGCGUGAAACAUGUUUGUCCAUUUUAAAGUUUUAUUUAAUGACUCCGGUUUUGUAGUUCAUCUACAGUAACUCAUGAAGGAUCCUGUGUUACACCAUGCACACAUUAUUGUGGUUGUGUGAGUGAAACAUAUUUAACUAUUAAUAUCUUGACUCCGGUUUUGUAGUAAAUCUACAGUAACUCUUGAAGUAUCUAAUACACACAAACACACAGUGGGGAAAUAUGCCUGUAGUUUGCAGACCCAGAGCGAGAAACAAAAAAGCCUCACGGACAACAUCUUUAUUUGACAUUCAAUUAACAUUUACAAAUUGUCAACUAAAGUUGCUGGUAUGGUACAACAGCGCCUUUUACAUGUUUUGCCCAUUGUCAUAUUGUACACAAUGUUUAAUGUACAUCUGUGUCACUUAAUAAAGAGACUAAUAUACAUGA
Messenger RNA from Salvelinus fontinalis (brook trout), 4639 nucleotides. Its product is annotated as mucin-5AC-like. NCBI's taxonomy places the organism in Eukaryota, Metazoa, Chordata, Actinopteri, Salmoniformes, Salmonidae. The record is from RefSeq and is a predicted model, not a curated record. Bases 421 to 2445 code for a protein of 674 amino acids. The transcript has 4 exons.